CGAGAAAGCAAAAGCGAGACGGUCAUCUCUGGAAUCUUUGUUGCUCUGUGCUGCAAGAAAUGCUUAUGCUACAAUUACCAAGGAUCAAAAGCAAAUAAGAUCUCGAAGAUAGGAGUUCAUUCAGCAGCACCCAAGAUUCCCUCCGCACUUAUCUUCUUAUGCUUAAGCCUCGGUGUCAUUCUUCUGUCUCUGUAGAAAACGAUACAGGCGACCCGGCGGUUUUAUGCCCGCAUUUACAACCAUACUUCGACGAGGUUUGUAGUAGCAUUAGAACUUUAGCUAUCAGUAACGCUCGUCGAGGAUCAUGAUGAAUUUUACCGAUUCGGUUUCUGCCUCUGACUGUCGCAUAAUUCUCAGGCAUUCAUUGGCCACGGCGAGAGGUAGAGGUUAAUUCUCAUCCUGUAAAGAUUUGUACUAAAAGUCAUUGGCAUUUCCAUUUCCACUUCUCAUCUAUCAUUAUCAAAACACAAAAUAAUGGGCAACUGGAAGAAGCGCAACGAGGCCAAGCGGCAGCGUACCUUGGAAAAUGCCCGCUUGGCGACACUGGAUGUAGUUGAAAAAGAAAAAAACAAAGCGGGGCUUUCUACCGUCGAAUCAAAUCUUUCACCCGGCGCCAAGAAUGGAGCGGGCGGUGAGGUGAAUGAGAACAAUGUCGGGCCACAUGAAGAUCAGCAUGAUAGACACGACCUCCACAGCAGGUGUAGUGACGACGGCGGUAUCCAAUUUGAGAGCCUCGCACUUGACGCUGCUCUUCUAAAAACCCUUCGCACGCUGGAUCGGUUUCAUUGCGCCGGGUGCAGCAGCCGGGCCAGCGUGUUUUGCCCGAAAUGUCUGACCCUGGACAGCCGGCUGUACCGGAAGAUGGCUACCGAAGUUGCGCUGGAAAGCGCGCAAUUCCCCAUCAAGUUGCACAUCAUCACGCACCCAGGGGAAAAGCUGCAGAAGUCCAGCGUCGCCGGGUUGAAGUUCUUGUGUCGAGAGUACUACCAAAACGGGUGGAUUCAGAGCAGCGAUGAACAAAUGAGGGAGGUGGAUGAAACACCGGUGCCCCAGGCCGAAACAAGAAAGCGCUUCUCGUGUUGGGAUUACAAUAUGGACCUUCGCGACGUUGUGGACGGUUCCUGUUCGAAGGAUGUCAGGCCGAAUAUUGUCCGUGCUGACGGCAAGAAGAUGAGGAAGAUCCAAACGGACAAGCUCCCGUGGAUCACCACGAGUUUGUUUCUGACCGAAGAAGAACUACAGGAGGGCAAUAAGACCAAGAACGAAUCGCCCUCCAUGUUUUCCUCGACAAGAGAAUUCUUCGAACUUGUAGACCUAGACGAUUGCGUCCUGCUGUUUCCGGAGGAUGACGUGGGAGAUUCAGCCGCGUGGGACGACGGUAUUAGCGCAAGAACGUUUUCAAGAAAUGGUAGCUUUUGUCCGGGAGGUCGUGGUGCUGUGCGUGGACCAGAUGGGAAAGAACCUAAGUCGGAGAUUGUUUCAGCGCAAAACGACCGAAAUAACAGCUCUGAAGCUGCUGCCACGGAAGGUGGUGGAGAGUUCAGUAGUUCAUCCCUUACUAGUCAAAAACCUAAAAUCGCGAUUUUGAUCGAUAGUACGUGGUUCCAGACAGAAAAAAUAUUGCAGUCCUUGCCCCAGGGUUUAAGAAAGUACGGGCUAAAGAGUCACACAACGCGGUUCUGGCGGCACCACGGACGCGUGCAGGAUCAGGGUCUCACGGAAAAACAUCUGAGCACGGUGGAAGCGGCCUAUUUCUGUGUGCGGCAAAUGUGGCUAGAAGAUGAACAGCGGCUUGCUUGCUGUGAGCAGGGGACGACAGACGAGGUGGAACUGGACGUCGAGGGCCUGCUGGUCAGCACAGAGAACAAAAUAGAAGCGGGUGAAACUUAUCAAAAAAAGUUUGUUCUGACUUCUUCUGCUGCAGGCGGUGAUGUUGAAAAGAACACAUUAGUGCAAGGCUGUAAAAAAAGGUCUUCCGGCAUCAGAACUGCAGAUGAAAAAUCAUCUUUCGAAAGUAGCAUGAUAGGCAGGUUUGAUAACAUGCUUCUGUGGUUCGCGCACCAGCACUCAGUAAUCGAGCAAAACAGAAUAAAAACACGAAGAGAAAAAGCCAUGAAGCAGUGACAGGGAAAGCAACUUCGUAUCUAAAACACAUUUACAACUGUCGUGUAUACGAAUUUCAUUCUCAGUUGUAGCAUGAAGACAUACUCAAAGAAAUUGCCUUGGCAUGAAAAUGACCACGAUCAUCAAUCCUUGGUCGUGUCCUGAGGAUAAUCAAGAAAUAAGCGACUACGACUCCAGUAUAGCAUAGCGAAAAUUGUAAUUUACACAGCGAAUAAAUUAUAAACACAGAUCCAUAUAAUUAGUGUGAGUGUCGAAGAACCUCCCCAAU
This is a messenger RNA of Amoebophrya sp. A120, 2392 nucleotides long. The record is from the annotation of a GenBank genome assembly. NCBI's taxonomy places the organism in Eukaryota, Dinophyceae, Syndiniales, Amoebophryaceae.